Messenger RNA from Malurus melanocephalus (red-backed fairy wren), 8124 nucleotides. RefSeq names its product IQ motif and Sec7 domain ArfGEF 1 (gene IQSEC1). The record is from RefSeq and is a predicted model, not a curated record. The coding region runs from base 133 to 3816 and encodes 1227 amino acids. The transcript has 17 exons. Gene Ontology annotation, biological process: actin cytoskeleton organization; regulation of ARF protein signal transduction. Gene Ontology annotation, molecular function: guanyl-nucleotide exchange factor activity; protein binding. NCBI's taxonomy places the organism in Eukaryota, Metazoa, Chordata, Aves, Passeriformes, Maluridae.
GACCCAAAACCUCAGCAACUUUUCUUGGCUUGAUGCAGUGUUAGCGAGAAGCAGCGUUUCUCCAACAGAGUUGCCAGCGGAGCGCGCUGGCCGGCGCCUGCCCCCCCCGCGCCGCGGAGGUGCGGGGCGGCCAUGGAGAGCCCCGGCGAGAACCCCAGCAAGGCGGCCGAGUACCUGAAGGAGCUGAACAAGAUUAUCGAGACGCAGCAGGAGCUGCUGGAGAAGCAGAAGCGGAGGAUAGACGAGCUGGAGCAGCAAGUGGCCAAGUUGUACCACGAAAAUGCCUGCCUGCAGGACGAGCAUCACCGGCACCUGGCCACAUGCCGGCUCCAGCAGGGCGUCCCCCUCGCGCCCCCGGGGGUGCUGAGCGCCAUCCAGGAGAACGCCAGGCACGAGAAGUCUGAAGGUGACAGCUCAAGAAGCCUCAGGUCUUUAAAUACUCUGCACCAGUUUUGCUGUCCAGCUCCAUUGUACCAUUCCCAGCUAGCUGUCCCUGCCACACACUCAGAGUACAGCGUUGAGGGGGAGGCGGCCAGCAGCGAGACCGGCACUUCCCUGGAUAGCCCCUCUGGCUACCCGCAGGGCCCUAUAACGCACAGCUCCGCCCUGAGCCCCGAGCACUACGAGCACCCGUACGGGCUCUACUCCAUCGCGCCGGGCCAGCAGAGAGCCCGCCGGCCCAAGCUCCAGCACUCCACCUCCAUCCUGCGCAAACAGGCCGAGGAAGAAGCCAUCAAAAGGUCGCGAUCGCUUUCGGAGAGCUAUGAACUCUCUUCAGACCUACAGGAUAAGCAGGUGGAGAUGCUAGAACGCAAGUAUGGGGGCCGUCUGAUMACCAGACAUGCUGCCCGCACCAUCCAGACCGCCUUCCGCCAGUAUCAGAUGAACAAGAACUUUGAGCGCCUGCGCAGUUCUAUGUCUGAGAAUCGCAUGUCAAGGCGCAUCGUCCUGUCCAAUAUGAGAAUGCAGUUUUCCUUUGAAGGACCUGAGAAAGUCCACAGCUCCUACUUCGAAGGGAAGCAAGUUUCUGUUACAAAUGAUGGGUCAAAGCUGGGCUCCCUAGUACCAGCAGAGUGUGAAGACCUCGGGGAGACAGCUACCAUGAAGUCCCCAGCAGCAUCCACUGAUUUCACUGAUGCGAUAACAGAACUGGAGGAUGCUUUUUCCAGGCAGGUGAAAUCCCUGGCGGAAUCCAUCGACGAUGCACUGAACUGCCGCAGUCUGCAUUCAGAUGAAAUCCAGAGUGCAGAGCAGGUCAGGAGCCGGGAAAUGGAGAGGGAGAGCUGUGCUCCGAGCAAACCGGUGAUCCACAAUGUGGAUCACAGGAAGCUGGACGAGAUGACGGCAUCCUACAGYGAUGUCACGUUGUACAUUGAUGAGGAGGAGUUGUCCCCACCCCUGCCGCUCUCCCAGUCUGUGGACAGACCGUCCAGCACGGAGUCAGACUUGAGGCUCCGCUCCGUGAACUCUUCCCAAGAGUACUGGUCCAUGACCCACAAAGAUGAUAAGAUAGACACUGAUACGAGCUGCAGGAGUACCCCAUCACUGGAAUGUCAGGAGCAGAGGAUGAGGAUGGAUCACCUCCCUCUGCUCACUAUCGAGCCUCCCAGUGACAGUUCUGUGGACUUGAGUGAUCGCUCGGAGCGGGGCUCGUUAAAGAGACAGAAUGCGUAYGACCGAGGCAUCACCAGCCAGCAAGGCAGCCCCAAACAUAUCCCUCACAGCAUUCCUGCCAAGAUCAUCACCAGAGAGGAGCAGGAGGCCAGGCACAGGGCUAGGCCCAUAGACAGUCACUUGGCCAUCAAUGGCACAGCAAACAGGCAAAGCAAAUCAGAGUCUGAUUACUCUGAUGGAGACAACGACAGCAUCAACAGCACUUCCAACUCUAAUGACACAAUAAAUUGUAGUUCAGAGUCCUCUUCUAGAGACAGCCUAAGGGAGCAAACCUUGAGCAAACAAACCUACCACAAAGAGACUCGAAACAGCUGGGAUUCCCCUGCCUUCAGUAAUGAUGUUAUCAGGAAACGCCAUUAUAGGAUUGGGCUGAACCUUUUUAACAAAAAACCMGAAAAAGGAGUCCAGUACCUCAUAGAGCGAGGAUUCGUGCCCGACACUCCCGUGGGGGUUGCACACUUUCUCCUGCAGAGAAAAGGGCUCAGCAGGCAGAUGAUCGGAGAAUUCCUGGGAAAUCGGCAAAAGCAGUUCAACAGGGAUGUGUUAGACUGUGUGGUGGAUGAGAUGGACUUCUCCACAAUGGAGCUGGAUGAAGCACUCAGGAAAUUUCAGGCCCAUAUCCGUGUCCAAGGAGAAGCCCAGAAAGUGGAGCGGCUCAUUGAAGCUUUUAGCCAGCGUUACUGCAUCUGCAACCCGGGCGUGGUGCGGCAGUUCCGCAAUCCCGACACCAUCUUCAUCCUGGCCUUCGCCAUCAUCCUGCUCAACACUGACAUGUACAGCCCCAACGUCAAACCCGAGCGCAAGAUGAAGCUCGAGGACUUCAUCAAGAACCUCAGGGGGGUGGAUGAUGGYGAGGACAUUCCCCGGGAGAUGCUGAUCGGGAUUUACGAGCGCAUCCGCAAGCGGGAGCUGAAGACCAACGAGGACCACGUGUCCCAGGUGCAGAAGGUGGAGAAGCUCAUCGUGGGCAAGAAACCGAUUGGAUCUCUGCACCAUGGACUUGGUUGUGUGCUCUCCCUCCCCCACCGGAGGCUUGUUUGCUACUGUAGGCUGUUUGAAGUUCCAGAUCCAAAUAAACCUCAGAAGCUUGGAUUGCACCAACGAGAAAUAUUUUUAUUUAAUGAUCUUCUCGUGGUGACCAAGAUUUUUCAGAAGAAGAAGAACUCUGUUACAUACAGUUUCCGACAGUCCUUUUCCCUCUAUGGAAUGCAAGUUCUUCUCUUUGAAAACCAGUAUUAUCCCAAUGGCAUUCGGCUCACGUCAGCUGUUCCAGGAGCAGAUAUCAAAGUACUCAUAAAUUUCAAUGCACCAAAUCCUCAGGACAGGAAGAAGUUUACAGAUGAUUUGAGGGAGUCGAUUGCAGAAGUUCAAGAAAUGGAAAAGCACAGAAUAGAGUGUAAGUACAAAGCCGAGCUGGAGAAGCAGAAGGGGGUGGUGCGUCCCAGCAUGUCGCAGUGCUCCAGCCUGAAGAAGGACUCUGGCAAUGGGAGCCUGCCCAGGGCCUGUCUGGAUGACAGCUACGCCGGCGGCGAGGGGCUGAAGCGCAGCGCGCUGAGCAGCUCCCUGCGGGACCUGUCCGAAGCAGGCAAGCGUGGGCGACGCAGCAGUGCAGGAUCGCUAGACAGCAAUAUGGAAGGGUCCAUCAUUAGCAGUCCUCACAUGCGCCGAAGAGCUACAUCAACCCGAGAGUGUCCAUCUCGCCCUCACCAGACUAUGCCUAACUCCUCCUCACUCCUAGGGUCCCUGUUCGGGAGCAAGAGGGGCAAAGCCCCUUCCCAAGGGCACGCGGCCCCGCAGCCCCCGCAGCACGCAGAGGGCGCGGYGGCGGCGCCUUCACACCCGCACCACGCCCAGUACUGCCACGUGCAGAACCCGCCGCCCUACCACCACCACCACCACUACCACCCGCCCCCGCACCUCCCGCACCCGCACCAGUACCACCAGCACGGCCCCCACGGGCACGGCGCGCACGCCCCGUACCUGCAGCACGGGCACGCGCACGCGCCGCACCCGCCGCCCCACCACCCGCACCCCGCCCACGCCCCGCACCCGCACCCGCAGCACCACCACGGGCCGCCCCCGCCGCCCGCCACCUCCGCCAGCACCAAGCCCAAACACAGCGGCAUCAGCACUAUAGUCUAGGCCUAAAGCCCCUCCUCAUAACUCUAGUUUUAAACUGAGCUACAGAGGCACUUACAGGAAGCAACARAUCACACUUGUCAGUUUUUACCUAGGCCAUUUAAUGAGCUUAAAGGCUUGCUGUUACUAAAUAAAAUAAUUCCAGAUAGCUCAGGCCACGCUGGUUUUACUUAUCUACUGGAUAGAUGUUCACCACCGUCUGGUUAGUUCUUAUUUCCAAACUUGCCUUGAAAACAUGCUGCUUGCUGAAUCUGAGGAAAGCUACCUUUUACACCAAAUCCCUGGACAAUUUUACACGUUGAAAAGUUACUCUAUGGAAAAAAAAAAAAAAGGAAAAAAAGUGAGACAGAACCAAGUGUUGCAUUCUUGCUCUUUUAUUCUCAAUGGGCAAAAAAAAUAAGUAGACCUGAUAUGGUUGAUGAAAGUACGUAAGUAAACUUUAUAUAAUAUAAAUAUAUACAUAUAAAUAUAUAUAUAUACUGUAUAGUUAACAUUUGUGCUUGGAAAGAAAUUUUUUCAGUCCACAAAACUAGCAAUAUAGACUUUACAAGGAAUUCCACUUACUUGAUAGGACAGUAUAAUAGAUGAAUAGCAUAUGAAAGAGUAGACCAAAAACAUUAAACGUUAGAAACCAAUUUCAGACAUUUCAGUAUUUUCAUGACAAGUCCCCUGGACUUGUUAAGAUCUCUAAGCAAUCAUUACUAAAUGUGCCAAGUAACAUAGCAUUUAAAUGUUGUAGUCCAAUACUGCUUUGUAUAAAUCCUUAUUUUAUUAACACGAUGAUAUCAUACGUAAUCAGUAUUAGAACUGCUCUGCUAUUUCAGGUAAGCAAACUCGUUAAGAUGCAGUAAUUAUACCGUAGCAAUGGAGGGGGCCCCCUUACCAGGAGGCACCUCCAAGCAUUGGUCACACAAGUUCUUAGACACUUUAAAGGCUGUGAUAACUGUGAAUUUAAAUGAUCCACAUUUCUUUUGUAAGCAUAUGGAUUGAACGACCACAUGGGAAGAGUUCUGCCAGGUGCAUGUAAACACUGCAAAAACAUUCAUCUCAAACAUAAAAAGGCAAACCUCCAUCCUUCUCAGCUACUUUGGUUCCUGUUCACCAUAAUUUCUCAUUUUUACCCCCAACGAAGCUGAAUUCUAGUCCAGAGUGUUUCCAGUGGAAGUGCUCUAAAACUUGAAGGUUUGUUUUAGAAUUUAGUAUAGGGUUUUUAUAUCUAUAUAUAUUAAAAUAAAAAAAAAAUCUGUAAUUCCAUGUAGCCAUGUGCUAGCAACAAAGUGGCUUUACCAUUUUUACUCAUCACAUUUGUUAGUUUUAAGCACCCAGCACUCAGCAGGCUGAGUUUAUGCUCAAACCCUCACUUCCAUAGUCCAGUUAGCUGCAAGACAUCACAUAAAAAUAGGCUGUGCUGUUGUUGCUUAUGUGUUGUAACCAAACCAUUUGCAAAUUUCUAUCUGAUKUGUAUCCCGAAAUUCUGUACAAAGUCAUCCAUGGCACCUACUUUGUAGUUUCAGCACUUUGAGACACUGCAAGGACUUAACACCUAAACAGUAGAGACAAAGGAAUCACAACUGCAAAACUGUACCAGCCUAAAAGCAAACCUUGAAGAGGAUGAGCAAAAAGUUCCAGUAAGAGAUGGGUAAAAGCAAUCACAGCUACAACCACUCGGGUUUCUGUGUAAUAGUACAAAAAGUGUCUGAAAUUAUGAGGACAGGAGAGUAACAGAGUGACUUGCCAUGUUGGCUUCCUCAUGGCAUCUCUGACAUGGGGGGGAUGGGAGAGGUUCAGUCAUUUUUUUCCCUUUCAUACCAUGGAUACCACAAUACCAGCAAAACUGCAAACUGAGCACUUUGUUAACCUCCACAGAGAGCAAAUACAGCAAUCUAGAGUUUAGCCUUUUGUUUCCAGCAGUCCACGUUUGUUUCACACAUGUGCAAUAUGUUUUCCUUUCUGCUCCUUCUCCUCUGAAUUACCUGGAUGAAAAGAAAACAAGUAAUUCUUAAUUUUUCUGUAUCGCUCAUUCUAUUCUAAAUUCUGCGGCUUACCUUACGAGGSCUCGCCCGGGUCCCCUGAGGCUCUGUUCCUUGCAGUUUAAAAAAAUAUAUACUGUUCUUAUAAAGGGAAAGUAGAACUGUCUGCAUGUCAUCUAAUGUUAUUAGUGUGAGGCUACACUCUACAUAUUGUAUAAUUGCAAAAUAUAUCAGUGUUACUGUUGAUAUUAGUUGAAGUAAAGUGAUAACAUAUUUCAAUAUGUAGACUUUUCUUCAUACAUCUGUACCAAUAGUAGAGUCUAACUGUAAUUUAUAGGUUGUUCCAGAAAAGAUAAAGAACCAUUCAGGUACAAACAUCUCUCAGAAACUUCAUCUUUUAAUUAAAAGAGAAGUGAGAAAGCUCCUCUUCACUGAGUGAUGGAGUCUGUAGUUGUUUCAGAUGCAAAGGCAUAACAUAAGUAAAAUUCUGUUCGUGGAAUCAAGGCAGAAUGUGGAGUAGCAGUGGAGAGGAAAGUCUGACUCACUGUUAACACUAAAGAUGUUUGAUCUCCCCAGAUCUGCAUUUGCAUUAUGUUUAAAAACCCUUUCAUUUCAUUUCAAUUACAGUUACAUAUAAAUAUUCUGUACUUAAACAGCAAACCGCAGUUUAAUUCCUGACCACUGAUUUUCCAUGUGCAAUCCAUGUAUUUGUGAACCAGAGYGUUCAGGAUGUCCCAAACGUGCCUGCACAGAAACAUUCACCCAUGGUUUCACGUACCCAGGGAAGGGUCUGUGCCUGCCCUGGGGCACAGCGAGUUGCAGAGUUGCACGUGUGAAAUCACACAUCAUAAAAAACAACUGGUCAUGUGAGAGCACACUAUUUGGAAACUGUUCUUUCAAGCCAAUGAGGAGAAACAGUGGACUUGAUUUUUUUUUUCCUAGUUUUGUUUCUUAGACUAUGUGUUUAUCUGUACUUCAACCAAACAAACGUGUCUUGGUGUCAGCACAAGUCUCCAGCCCUUUGCUGCACUUUUAGGKUUGUGCUAAAACCUCUCUGACUCCGUCCUUGAUUAACAGUUAAAGCAGCGUGGGUCAUGCCUAGAAUAGGAAAAUUCCAGCACUCAACACCACCUGGGGUUAAAAAAAUGAAUUAAAAUAAAUUCUUCAGCCUGCAGGCAGGAGUAGAAUUGAGAGGGUUUUUUUCUCAGAUGCCAUUGCCAAUUAAAAACUGGUACAGAACUGCGUAGAGUGACCAUGGUUCUCUCUUCCCAUGACUAUCUGGCAAAACAGUAAUGCUGAUUUGAGCAAAUGAAAGGGCAACAUAAAGAAUGAAGGUGUGGUAACAAAAAAAAAAUCUUUUCUGGGACAACAAUCAAAUAUAUAUUUGGGGUUUUUAUUUUUUUAAGUUUAAGAAUGAAAUGUAAAACAAUGUAAAAACAGAAAACAAAGUUCAUCCUAAUAUAAUGUGUGUCUUGUAUUGCUAAAAACAAAAGAGUCUAACAUACAGUGUAGAAUGAUUUUCCCAUCAUGUACUGCAUGCAGCAGAAGCCUCUUGUUUCUUGAUAAAAUGAGCUGAAAGACAGUCAGCAGAUAUUUAAACACUGAAUCUCUAGAUGUUGACUUGCUGUUCCAUAUGAAGCUGUGUGUUUUCUGCAGUUAAGCAUGCAUUUUGCUGUUCCCUUGUAAAAUACCAUCGCACUUCUUGCCUGCAAAAUGGAUUAUUGUGUAUAUAUUUAAAAGAAAAGUGGAACCAAUAACAAGAUUCAAUUUGGAAAAGAGAAAAGGGGGUGGUGAAAAUGGGACCAGUAGGGGGAAUAGAGAAUUCUCUAAAUUGUAUAUAGUGUGUAAAUUAGCAUUACUAUAAGUCUGCAGUCACUUUGAGGUUGCCUAACUCCUGCUAGGAACUUAAAUCAGCUUUGAGUUGUAUUAAACUGUUAGAAUUAGGUCUUGAAUGCAGACUGUUAAAGACUUCAAAAAACAUUAUGCUUACAAGAAGCUUCUGUUCUGGGGAGGCUCGAGACCCCUUUUGUAACUCUGGGGAAGAAAGGAGUGCUUUCAUUUUAAUAUGCAUUCUGUUUGUAAGUAGUAACAGACCCUAUUGAUGUAAAACUAUAACUGUGAUCAUGUGGAGAAAUCAAAUAAAUCAUUUAAAACUCUUUGUUUCUCAUCUUGUGCAAUCCAAGAGCCUCAACUGUUCAUAUUUGAAAUGAAGGGAAUUGCCUCCGAUGGUAUCCUGGCCCUGCUGAGGCUGUGGGAUUUCUGCUGCUCGCUCCAGAAGGGCCACGAAUCAAAGAUCAGGUGGUGGAGGUGAUGAGUGGAGUCUGGGACUCUUCACUAGGCU